GGCGCGUGCGCGUGCGCGGCGGGGGCGGGCCGGCGCUCUAGGCGGCCCCCUCGGUGAUCCGGGAUGUCGGGCUGGCUCCUGGUGACGUAGCGCGGAGCUCGCGCCGCGGGAAGUGCUGCGCGAGACCCCGGCGCCGCCGCCGCCCCCGCGCCCCCGCCCCGGCCCCGCGCCGGCCCGGCCCGGCCCGGCCCGGCCCCCGCCAUGGGCAGCGACGCGGCGGCGGGAGCGGGCAGGGCGCCGCGCCGAGCCGGGGCCGCCGCUGGGCAUGUGCCAGGCUCGGCCGCCGCGUGAGCGCCGCGCCGCCGGCACCGGCAGCUUUGUCUGCGUGCUCCGUUCGCCCCGCCGCCACCGCCGGGACCGCCUCCCGCCUCGCCGCCGCCCCGGGCAAGCCCAGGGCAGCGGAUGCCAUGAAUAGCAGCUGCGCGUCCCCCUCCGCGGCCCGAAGCGGUGUGCAGCGAGGAGAUCAAUAAAGGAGGGGGCUGCAGACGCACUAUGGCUGGGAGUGGCUACACAGACCUGCGAGAGAAGCUGAAGUCCAUGAUGCCUUAUCGGGACAACUACAAAGGCAGCAGCCUGCGGGAGCCCAUGGAGUCCUCCUACGAGCGCAAGCGCAGGUACCACGAGGACUCCGACUCCGAGCCCAGUGACUAUGAGGAGCAGAAGGAGGAGGAAGAGGCCCGGAAAGUCAAAAGCGGCAUCCGUCAGCUUCGUCUCUUCAGCAUGGAGGAGUGUGCCAAGAUCGAAGCCCGCAUCGAGGACGUGGUGUCCAGGGCUGAAAAAGGGCUCUACAAAGAGCACACCGUGGAUAGAGCACCUCUUCGGAACAAGUAUUUCUUUGGGGAGGGCUACACGUACGGGUCUCAGCUGCAGCGGCGAGGCCCCGGCCAGGAGCGGCUGUACCCUCGGGGGGAGGUUGAUGCCAUCCCGGAGUGGGUGCACGACCUGGUGAUCAGAAAGCUUGUGGAGCACAGGGUGAUCCCCGAGGGCUUUGUGAACAGUGCUGUGAUCAACGACUAUCAGCCCGGGGGCUGUAUUGUCUCCCACGUGGACCCCAUCCAUAUCUUUGAGAGGCCCAUCGUCUCCGUGUCGUUCUUCAGCGACUCCGCGCUCUGCUUCGGGUGUAAGUUCCAGUUCAAGCCCAUCAGGGUCUCGGAGCCGGUUCUGUUCCUGCCGGUGAAGAGAGGAAGCGUCACAGUACUCAGUGGAUAUGCAGCUGAUGAAAUUACACACUGUAUUCGACCACAGGACAUCAAGGAGAGAAGAGCUGUCAUCAUCCUUCGAAAAACAAGACUAGAUGCACCUCGAUUGGAAACAAAAUCGCUGAGUAGCUCUGUGUUGCCACCAGGUUACACCUCUGACCGCCUGUCAGGAAGCAACAGGGACCAGAUCCUGAAACCAAAGCGGUCCCAUCGCAAAGCAGAUCCUGAUGCUGCUCACAGGCCGCGGAUUCUAGAAAUGGAUAAAGAAGAGAACAGGCGCUCAGUCCUCUUACCAAAACAUAGGAGACGGAGCAACUUCAGCUCCGAGAACUAUUGGCGAAGGUCUUACGAGUACACGGAGGACUGUGACGAAGAGGAGGAGGACGGCAGUCCAGCCAGGAAAGUUAAAAUGAGGCGACACUGAGGAAUGCACUUUCCAGGCUCAUGGAGCUGAUGAGAUUGGCCUCCAGUCUGUGAAAAAUUUCUCCUCCCUCUGGCUAUCUUCCAUCUAGCUUCAGUUUUGGUUUUUUCUUUCAGGCUGAAGAAUAAACAGGAAGGAUCUAGCGAUUUGUUUUUAUGAAUGGAGGAAUGCUGAGACAUACGUAAGGAUGGAACAUGUCCAGUGCACAUGGUGUCCUGAGUCAUGGGUCAAAUGGGCAUCUCUCCCUUAGGAAGCAGAUAAAGUUGUGCCAGGCUGUCUGUUGGGAUUCUUUUUUUUGAAAACACCAAAAAGUUUAAGUGUUUCAUUGCGCAAGAUUCAAGAAUUGUAUUUUUGUUUUCUGCUUUAACUUUCUUCCUUUUCAAAUGUUCUAAAUAUGAUGUUUGACCCCAGGAGGUGAAGUUCUCUGUGGUGGCCUCGUAUUCCUUGCUUCACCAAAGGGCUCCUUGGUCUGCUAUUACCUAGUUGUUGUUGGGUUGUUUUUUUUAAGGGUGCCCUACAGUAACUGGAAGUUUGAAGCUUUGCAGACCCUUCUUACUGCAAUUGAUUACAAAAGGUUUAGGAUGUUUUUGUUGCACUUUAGUACCAGUUUUAAAUGCCGUAGAUUUCCUUUCCAGUCCCUGUUCCCAAGCCAGGUUGGGCUCACAGCCUUGUGUCCUGUAGUGCCCUCUCCAUGAAGAAUGUACCUAAACUCUGGUUUCUCAGUGCUGGUCUGACCCGUGAUGUAUUUUGGUUGGGGAGAGAGGAAGCAUGGCUGGUGUCUUGGCUGGCUUCCUGGAGGCCGGUCUAGCAUUGACCUGAGGUCCAUAUUGGAGUCCAGGGAAUGCCAAGUGAGUGACUGCAUUGAAUACACGCUGCUUUCUGGAGCUGGAGAUAGCAAAGAGGUGCAGGAGAGAUGCUGUGCUAGUGAGGGUGCUUGCCUUGGGACCCCUUAAGAGCUGCCUUCUAUUGCCUGGCAGCAUGGUGGACUGGCUCUCGAUCCCCUUUUAGGUGGAGCGAGUUGAGAUGGCAGAGUAUCCAGUCGCUUGGGACCUGCUGUGCUUUUCCACAUCCUGGGGCGGAGCAGGAACAGGCAUUGCUGUGGCCUCAGGGCUACUGGGCAGCUUGGCCAUGGCCCUUCCCCUCUGGGCCGGCAUUGGGAGUGGGGACACUGAGGGGACACAAGGCUCUGGUUUGGCCCAGGAGACACCAUCAGUUCAGGUGUAUCCAGCAGCUAGCGCGGCAGUGGUUGUGUGCCUCCUCCUUGCUUAACAUUGUAUUCCCGUGGCAGGGAGUCAGCUGGUUGCUACAGGAAAUGCCGAGAAGAAUCAGGCUUUUGGCCCCAUGGAGUUAAUGUCAGAAAGUCUCCAUUCUUCCUUUUCUUCUCCCAGCCGGUUUGCAUUACCCUGGCCUGAAGUCUCAGCGUUUUCAAAGUUGGGGGCCCAACACCAUAUUUAGAACCCUACUUUUAAGAAACUUCCUCAAGUUGAUUCUUUGAACCCAAGUGUUGGCAGUCAUAAGGGGUAGUCUUAUUUUUAAGUAAUUUUUACUGCUUUGCCUUCCCUCAAAUUGUAGUUUUCCGUAGUGUUGUGUUCCCCACACUUCAUGGUCUGCACGCUUGGCAAUAAAAAGAUGUAAUAUAUUUUGAAACCCGUUUGCUGCUGUCCUGAGGAGCUCUCAGUCACAAAACCAAGGCAUUGUUCCCCGGAGCACUGUUCCAUAGCAGUCGAGCCUGUUUGCUAACAACGGGGUUUUGGUGUGUUCUUCCCCCCUGCAAUUUCUGCAGCUCCUGCCACUUGACUGCUGGGGUUACUGCUAAGGCUGGAUCCAGCAGGGGUACUGCUGCAAAUGAAAUUACUGUCACCCUCAGUGCAGCACCAGUCUGGGGGGGGUUUCAUAGGGGAGGUGCUUGGUGCCUACCUCUGGUUCUCUUUAUUAGAUUGCCUUCCUGGCUGAGAGCUGCCAGCUUGGUGCGAAGGAACGAGAACAGCCCCUUGGCCAGGCCUCGAAGGAACUCUGCCUUUUCUGCCCAGAGAUCUGAAAGUUCAUGCUUUUGCUGCUUCUGAAACUUUUUUUUUCAAAUCAGCUAUUUUCAGACCACACUUAGCAUUUGAAGCGGGUGUUCCUUGCCCUCCCAGCUUGCUGCAGAGAAUUCGGGCCAGCUCUUGGCUACAGAACCCCUGUUUCGGGAAGCUGGGCAUUCCCCUGCUAGCAAAGCAGCAUGCAGGGAGCAUCGAUCCCUCUGCCUCUUUACAGCUGGCAUCUGAAAACAUCUUUGGCAAGCUAGAGACCUGCUAGCAGGAUGCCUGGGAAUGGCUGUUUCUAAUUGUCUUUCUGGAUUUGUCCCGAGAAUGCCCUGCGCCCUCCCGGGGCGUCGGACUGCGCUGCUCGCUCUGCUGCUGGUGGCAGUUUGCUGCAGCUGCUGGGCCGCAGGAGGCAGAGCUGCCUGCGCUUCCUCGCCGGAGGUCUCCACUCUGCGCAGCCUGCUCUUCCCCUCUCCCCCCACUCCUGAUUUUAAGCCUACCUCUGCAAUACAGAUACUGUAUGCUGGUGUCUCGACUCAAAAUGAAACUGGAGGCAGCCUGCCUUUUGGGGGCUGUUUCACAGCUCCCAGAGCAGUGGGAUCGCUGUGACCCCUAUGCGACAAGUAUUGGCCCCAUCUCCACUAAAGGCCUAAGGCAUCCUGAGGUCUCUCCUCCAGCCUGGUACAAACCGUCACCUCAUCCCAGUCCUCGUGCAGGCUGUGCGCGCAUGGGUACCCGUUUUAGUUGUGUAUUGCUGCAUGCCACGUUCGGGAGCUCUGCCCUGCCUUCCCCCACCCCAAAGCUGUGCUGUGGGUCUGAGUUGGCAGCCGUUUCUGAGGGACGGGCGAAGCUCCUUCCUGGAGUCGCUCUUGAGUCUGCUUCUCUUAUGCUGUGCUUUUAGUUUUCAAACUGACUGGUUGGGGCUUGAUACCUUGGAGAGAAAGUGGGACACAAGUGGUCUGACCCAUAGCAUCUCUUGGGCAAGGAGUCCCCAGUGUGUAGGCAGGCCAUUUUCCCCACUUGUACAGACAUUUUAUAUAUAUACACAUGUAUGUAUAUGUGUAGAUACAUGGUUUUUUAACUCUUUUGCACUGAACAACAUGAGAGUGAAACCUUGAUUCAAAACCAGAAGAUGCAUUUUUCACGUGGAUCCAGAUGUCUAGAUCUUACUGCAACCUGUCCGGUAAAACCGUGGCUCACAAUAUUGAUGAUACCCAUAUCUGUUCUCUGUAGUUGGCUCUGUCAGGUCUGUGGGCAGCGUGCAAACCCUGGGGCAGGCCAGUGACGUGAGUCUAACGUGGAGGACGGAUGGCAGCGAGCUUUGGUUUGCAGCCGCCUGCCCGCGCGCUCCUUGCUGUCCGCAGAGAGAAAGCAGAACUUCUCCCCAUCCGCCCCGCGGGACGGGCUCGUACAGAUGUGACCGCGUUGGCUUUGUCAUCUUCGUCUGGUACAGUAACGCAGUUCAAAUUCCUCUCCAUCCACUCGAAGCAUGUAGUUCGUAUAACCUGCUCAGCCAUCACUGGGAAUAAGGCUACGUAUAAUGCAAUGACCCCACGCGCGCGCCCCAGACCCACAGCCCAGACCAUGGAAGAACUUUUCUUUCCUAAGGAGGGGGGAGGUAGGCGAGGGUUCUGUCCCUGCUUUUCUGCAAAGGGAGGAGUUUGUUUUUGUUACUCUUACCUAUAUCUUGAGAAGACUCGGUGAUCGAAUUAAAGCUCUCGAGUUGGUUGCGUGGGCUUGAUAGAUCCAUUGCGAGAGAAGGAAGGGCUGUUUGCCAGUCGUGGAGGGGUGAGCUGGCCGAGGGAGCGGCUUUCAGAUUCGAGUCUGUAAGCGAAUCACUAUGCUGAGGUUGCCAGAUGCCUGGAGACAACUUCCACUUAACUUUGGCUAGGUAGAUUGCAUGUAACAGGAAAAUCCCGGUUGCCACAUCUGGCUCUCCACACCUGCUGAACUCUAAUCCAGCUGUUAGCACAAUACGAGUUGGGACACACAAGCUAUAAUCCAAAGGCUUGGUUCAUCUUGGGAGGGUGGUUCAUUUGCCAGGCUGUGAACUCGCUCCGUGGGGUGAGCUGUUCAGGUGGCUCCGCUGAACAAGCAGCGACCCGGCGUGGGCCGACCUCGUUCCUCCUGCGGAGCGUCGGCCCGGCUCCUAGUCGGCAUUAGCGCUGUCAGUACGUGCUGCGCGUAGUGCUCGCUGGAGGUGUCCGAGCCCAAACCCACAGGUCUAAACGGCUGCAGCGCUUUGAGGACAGUUCAGAGCUGGGCCUGAAUGUAGAGGUUUGGACCCACCUCUAGUGGCAAAUAGUCUUUUAUAUGCCAAAUGCAGUUAGUUCCCUUUUCAAGUUGGGAGGAGAAAUGUUAGGCCGAGAAGCGCACGUGUCUGCUCCUUCCCACUCCCCUGUCCACACUUACAAGUUCUGGCUGACUUUAAUUUUGUUUUUUAAAGAUUCUAAUUUUUUUGGUUACAAAUAAAAAAGAAAGUGGCAAUAUUUUUUUCUGUAAGCUUUUCCUAGGAAAAAGCGUGGUUUGUAACAAAGUUGUACAGUUCUGAAGUUUGAGAUACAAAAAGUACUGUGUGAAACGCUGUAAAUGGGGCAGAGAUUAUUUUAUGUACAGUCUGAUGUGGGGGGAAUCUUUUAAUUCUGGUUGGUUCUUAGGAAGAAUUUGGUUCUUCUCUGUCAGGGUUUGGAAUUUCAUGGUUUCUUUUUUUUUUUUUUCUUGUAUAGAUUGCUGCAUUAAUUGAAUAAAAGCAGAAAGCAUCA
Dromaius novaehollandiae (emu) is the source of this 6403-nucleotide messenger RNA. It is a transcript of the gene ALKBH5, whose product is annotated as alkB homolog 5, RNA demethylase. Bases 493 to 1623 code for a protein of 376 amino acids. Gene Ontology annotation, molecular function: oxidative RNA demethylase activity. Gene Ontology annotation, cellular component: nucleus. Lineage: Eukaryota; Metazoa; Chordata; Aves; Casuariiformes; Dromaiidae. The record is from RefSeq and is a predicted model, not a curated record. Gene Ontology annotation, biological process: mRNA processing; mRNA export from nucleus. The transcript has 5 exons.